UUGUAAUGUUGUUCAUAAGUUAAAGCUAUAGAAGUUUGAAAUCGGUCUUGUACUCUUGUACAAAGGGAAAACUGCUGGAUAACUGGAGUGAGUAUGCGCGUGUCAUUUAUUUAUUUUGUUCGAUGUGACUUGACUUGUUUUGAAAUUAAAGGUAACUUAAGCAUAGCUCAUAUUUUGAUUGCAGAUUUAUGAAUAAGAUAACCAAUGCAAUGCCAUAUAUAUAAAAGGCAACAAUGUUAGUUAUUAUGUCCUAUUUAAAAACAACAGAUAUGAUACUUUAAAAACAACAUAAACAUGGAACGAGAACGAGAGAUAAAAAUAGUGAGCAUGUUUGUUUGUUGGGACUAGACUAGAGGUAGGUGAGCGCAUGGAAAGAAGGUCGAUGCUCUAUAUUAGUUGGGCCGAAAGUUGGCCCAACAAAAAUGUAUUUACUGCGUUGGCCCAACAACACAUACCCUUUCUUCUUUCUUCUUCCUGACGACCAUCUCGAUUCGACUCGACGCCGACGGCGGCCGCAAUCCCGAUCCCGAUUCCAAGGAAGGCAGCAUGAGCAGCGGCGGCGGCGAAAGGCUCCGGAACCCUUGCCUGACGAUGCACCAGCCCUGGGCGUCGCUGCUGGUCCACGGCAUCAAGCGCAUCGAGGGCCGCUCAUGGCCAUCGCCGGUCACCGGGCGGCUUUGGAUCCACGCUGCGUCCAAGGUCCCCGACCCCGAAACCAUCAAGGCCAUGGAGGAUUUCUACAGGGAGAUUUACGCCGUCGACGGAAUCACCGACAUCACCUUCCCUCAGCACUACCCUGUAUCUCGUCUGCUAGGAUGCGUUGAGGUGGUAGGGUGUGUCAGCUGUCAAGAGCUCGCCUCCUGGGAACAUGUGCCCCAAUCUGUCAGGCUCGAAGCAUUGACUGACUUCUGCUGGCUUUGUGAAAACCCACAGAAGUUGGUGGUUCCAUUUGAGAUGCGUGGUUACCAGGGAGUUUACAAUUUAGAAAGAAGGAUCUAUGAGGGAGCAGUCAGGGGUCUCAUACCUGUUCAAGGUCCAUUUCCUGUCAACUUCCCACUCCCAGGAUCUUUUCAAUCUGACUACGCAAAGCCGGCUCUAGAGAAAUCUCCCAGUCUCACUGCAGCGAUAGCCGGAGCUCGAGCUGCUGCCACUCAGUAUUCACGCAAGAAUCAUAAUAAUGUUGCUCCUACUAGUACUUCAACUGAAGAAACUCAACAGAGAUUUCACUGGGAAAACCACUCCUACAUCAUGCAAAACCAGAGUGCUGAGCCUCGGAGAAGUCCCAGACUACAAAAUGGAGCUCCCAGUAGGUGGCACUGAGGGGAUUGAAGCAAUCAAGUGUCAGUGAGGGAGGAGAGCAAUCAGUUCCUAAAAGAUGGCCUGACUGAAUAUCUGGUGCGGCAUUCGGUCUAGCCUUUAGUAGUUUUGCUUGUAAGUACUACCCAAAUACCCAUGGAUUGCAAUGAAUUAUAUAAAAUAGACAAAAAUAAUUUGAGUCAACUUGGUUAAGGAAAAUAUACUUGCUUCUACUUGAUUGAAACAAUAUUCAUCAUUUUAAAAAGAAAAAGACAUUGCCAGGCUUAGAAAAUGCCUUUUCACGCGAAAAUGAAAUGGUACUCAUUAACAAUAUAUCAUGGGGGUGUAUCCUAUUUAAAAUAAAAAAAACACAAAUAAAUCAGCAGUGUUUGGUGGCAAACUUACCAUCAUCACCACGGCUUGUGACUUUUAAAGUAGUAUAGAUGUUUCUGAAUGUGUACUAAUCCCUACGGUUUCAUAAUAAUUAUUGUUUUGGAUAAGAAUAUGGCCUCCAAAAGACAACUUCAACCGUAAUUUUCUAUUACAAUAUAUAGAAUUAUCAACAAUUAUAUGAUUUCAUUGUACCUUUUAAGUUAGUCCAUACAUACAAUUUCCAUGUUGAUGAAGUAAGUAUUUAGUAUCCGUGGUGAAAUGCAAGUUAAAAAAAAAUCAACAGCGCCAAAUAUAUAUAAAAAAAGAGAAAAACUGGACAUGAGUAACAUAUACUGGUGGCUUACGAAAAUAAUAGAUGACAUUGUGACUGUGAAGCAAGAAAGCAUGGAAAUGCGAAAUGGGAACCUUCAUUUUGGAAACAGCACCAAGCAAAUUAAGCAUGCAUGUCUGUGAUCCUGCCACGAAAUUGCUGGCGACACUGAGACUUUCCAGGAAGUGUGUGUCAUACUAGUACAUCACGGCAUAUAUACUGUAGUCAGUCAGGUGUGCACUUUUAUUAUUACUGAUAUAAAUCAGCAAAAAAUUCUACGGAGUCCAGAGUAGGGGAGAAGAACCCAAAAUAAAAUUAAAAAAAAAACUGUUUUCCGGAGGAUUUAGAGUAGGACGGUUCCAAGAAAGCAGCGCGGCAGGUGUUGUUGCAUACUCAUACUCCCUCCCCUCCGCCCGAAAUAAUAAAAAGGAAAUGAAUCUGGAUGGAUGUUCAAAGUUACUAUUUUACUAGUUAAUUGUUUUUAGGAUCAAGGAAUUUGCAUUGCUGGUGAGUAUGAGGAUCAGAUACCCAAAUCUCAAAUCUCUCUCUCUCACACACCCACAGGCCACAGCAAUGAUGUGUUAAUGAGGAGGAAUCAAUGUACACUCUGUAGUGCGUACAAUUGAUUGUCCCAUUUGUCUGUAAACUGCC
This is a messenger RNA of Oryza brachyantha (malo sina), 2650 nucleotides long. RefSeq names its product activating signal cointegrator 1. The transcript is spliced from 7 exons. Gene Ontology annotation, molecular function: transcription coactivator activity. Gene Ontology annotation, biological process: positive regulation of DNA-templated transcription. The record is from RefSeq and is a predicted model, not a curated record. Gene Ontology annotation, cellular component: nucleus. Bases 547 to 1320 code for a protein of 257 amino acids. NCBI's taxonomy places the organism in Eukaryota, Viridiplantae, Streptophyta, Magnoliopsida, Poales, Poaceae.